AUCACUUGAAGUAUAAUGAUCAAGCAAGCGUUUUGCUUAAAAUCUUCGCAUAACUAAACUGUACUAAAAUUAAAAAUUUUAUUAUCAUUCGUUCAAAGGCGAGUGCGAUUGCUAAACAUGUACCGUUUCGAAAUAAAAAUGUUAACAAGCAAUACUUGUUAUUCUUAAUUAUUAAUUAAUAAACGCGAGAUCUUAUUCGCGGGGAUGAUAUAUACACUGACUAAUUACCGAGCAAUAAUAAAAGAGCCUAUCAACGGAAUCGAGUCCGAGACGUUUCAAGAAAACCAGUAUCUUCUCAGGAAGGCCUUGGCCCAAAAUGGGGUCUGUGGGCUUUUUCCUCAUUCGAUAGGACUACGUGCGAAUCGGAAUAAAAAAGGCAGUGUAUUAUUCAUAGUAAACAUAACGCUCUCACGCGAGAGCGAAGAGUUCCUCAUUAUUUCGCAGAUGGUGUUGUAUAAACAUUGACUAUAGUGUGUGAUAAUAUACGGCCGCCGAAGAUAACCUUUGGAUGCGUGGUGGUUUCUCCCGCGCGCGGAUAUAAAAGACGAAAAUUUUCGACGAGCUUCAUCAGACGACUGAACGAUUCGUCACUAGCAACAUGGCAAGCAAACUGGUAAUCUUGGCUCUGGCAGCCGUAGUCGUUUCGGCGGCAGCCUACAAGCACGAUAACGAGUACGACGGUCACGGUGGACACGGUGGACAGGGAGGUUUCGGAGGUCACGGAAGCCAGGGUGGUUUCGGAGGUGGUCACGGAAGCCAGGGUGGUUUCGGAGGUGGUCACGGAAGCCAGGGAGGUUUCGGUGGUGGUCACGGAAGCCAGGGAGGUUUCGGUGGUGGUCACGGAAGCCAGGGAGGUUUCGGAGGUGGUCACGGAAGCCAGGGAGGUUUCGGUGGUGGUCACGGAAGCCAGGGAGGCUUCGGAGGUCAAGGACAGGGACAUGGUGGCCAGGGAGGUUUCGGAGGUCACGGACAGGGACAUGGUGGACAGGGAGGUUUCGGAGGCCACGAACAGGGACAUGGUGGACACGGUGGACACGGUGGUUUCGGCCAUGGAAAUGGUCAUGGAGACCCCUACUAAACCGUCCAUUGAGACUUGAUGCCGUACGGAAAAUACUGAAUUCUGCCUGAAAGCCUAAUAUGUGAUGUUGUCAUCAUACUCGUGACUUCUAAUGAUGUAUUAUUUACCCAAUAGUGUGCGAAUGAUAUGAGAAAAAUCUCAUAGUGAUUGCAAUGAUGUGCAUCUUAUGUUGUGUAAAAAUAAAUCUGACUUUCAUAAUAGCAUAAUUUAUGAGCAAAUCUAAAA
Messenger RNA from Nasonia vitripennis (jewel wasp), 1303 nucleotides. Its product is annotated as holotricin-3. The coding region runs from base 599 to 1078 and encodes 159 amino acids. The transcript is spliced from 2 exons. The record is from RefSeq and is a predicted model, not a curated record. NCBI's taxonomy places the organism in Eukaryota, Metazoa, Arthropoda, Insecta, Hymenoptera, Pteromalidae.